UUCGCCGUUCGUGUCGUCGCUUCGGGAUGCGAGAAGUGGGCGAUGAUGAAGACUGGAUGCUCUACUGGUGUGACACUUCAGUCUCUCUCCAGAGGGUCAUGGAGAUGAAGAAAUACCAGAAAAUCAACCAUUUCCCGGGCAUGGCCGAGAUCUGUCGGAAGGAUCUGCUUGCCAGGAACAUGAACAGGAUGGUGAAGCUCUUCCCCAAAGACUAUGCCAUCUUCCCCAAGUCAUGGUGUCUACCAGCCGAUUUUGGUGACUUCCAAGCCUACACUAGACAGAAAAAGAACAAGACGUUUAUUUUGAAGCCAGAGUCCGGCAGCCAAGGAAAAGGCAUAUGGAUCUGCAAGAACGCCAAGGAUAUCAAACCCAACGAACAUGCCGUCUGCCAGCAAUAUGUAUCCAAGCCCCUUUUGGUCGACGGGUUCAAGUUUGACCUCAGAAUCUACAUAUGUGUGACUUCGUGUGAUCCCCUGAGGAUAUACGUAUGGAGAGAUGGACUUGCUAGAUUUGCCACUGUCAAAUACGUCGACCCCACAUCCCAAAAUGCCCGCUUAGAGACUGAGGAUGAAGUCUUCAUGCACUUGACAAACUAUGCUAUCAACAAGACUUCGAAGGAAUUCAUCAGAGACGAGGAGCACGGGAGUAAGCGCAGACUGAGCACCCUCUACCGGCAGAUGCAGGAGCAGGGAGUGGAUGUGGACAAACUGAAGAACGACAUCAAUGACGUCAUGAUCAAGACCCUGAUUGCGGCACAUCCCGUGCUCAAACACAACUACAGGACAUGCUUCGCCAACCACAUCAAGGGCAGUGCGUGUUUUGAGAUCCUUGGCUUCGACGUGCUUCUGGAUCGGAAGAUGCGUCCGAUAGUGCUGGAAGUGAAUCACUCGCCCUCCUUCUCCACCGACUCCCAGCUGGACCGGGAGCUGAAGGACAACCUGGUGCUGGACACCCUGGGACUGCUCAACUUCUCCGCUUCAGACCGGAAAAGGUGCCAGGAGGAAGAGAGGAGGAGGGUACAAGACAGACUUCUUAAGACUAAGAGCAGGGACUCCAGGAAGCAAGAGCUAGACGAGCUCCUGGAGACGACUACGCAACAGAUGGUAAAGUACGAGUUGGAGCAUAGUUCGGGAUACUACCGCAUCUACCCGCCCUUGCCUGACAGCGGACUGCAGGAGAGCAAGUACCUCAAAUUCUUCGAGCACAGUGGGACCCUCUUCUCCGAAACAGUGGCCAGCAAGGCGAGAGGGGAGGCCGCCCGGCAACUUAGGGAAGACCUCAAGAGCAAGGUCGACACCAGUCCUAGUCACAAGGACAAGAAUAAACAGUCGGCACAGCAUAAGUCAGAUGGAAGUGUGCGGCCGGAAAGUCCGGCUGGGUUGACUAAGAAGAGGAUUCUUCAAAGGCCGGUGUCCCAGAGACUACUGCAGGCAAAGAAACGAGAUGGAGCACGAUCUCAGUCCAUCUCCAGGAUCUCGAAUGAGGUCACACCAGCUGGGGCAGCCGAUACCAUGGAUACACGGACGCCCCUGGAUAUCUCUGAGGAAGAUAUUCUUGAGAGGCAGAGUGUGAUGUUGCAGAGGGACAACUUAGUGAGGAGUCUGGGUGUUGUGGAGUUAGUGCACAGACUGCUCCAGUCCUCCCAGGCACCCACUGGAUACCCGCCAGUGUUCAAAGACAAAGUGGAGUCCUUCCGUGAAAAGUACAACUUAGCCCAGUACGGAGUUGGGGGUCCCAUCAGCGCUCAUAGACCCCCGAUGAUGGCCACUGGAACCACCCAAAUAGUCGCCAAAAACCUCCCAGCGCCCUCUUUGCCCCACAAUUUGGCAGCCAGGGCCAAGCUGAUGGCGUUCAACAAGCCACGUGGAACCAGUGUUGCCGGACACUAUGACCGCAUAGGGCACUCGGCCAGUUCAGAAGACAUGAUGAGACAACAACAGCAACAUUACCAGCAGCAUAAUGGAGACAAUGGAUCCGGAGGCGCCAGUGGGCUCAUGAUCAAGACAAAUCCAUCAAACAACAGAUUCAUGCUCGAAGCUCGUGGCCCAUCACUAACUGGGGGAGCGAACUCUGCCUCCUACCAAAAGUACAAUGUGGGCGGGGUCCAGAGUGGAGGCGGGGCUGCCCAGCUGGUGGCGAAGGGGGGAGGGGGCUUGACAGGGGGAGACAUCAUAUCCGCUUCAUUCCAUGCACCCCACCAUUCUAAUAAUAUCAACAGAGGACCGGCCAUCAAGGUCAAAGCAAUUCAAGGCACCCCUUGUAACCCACUAGAGGUGCACAAUAGUCAUGGGUUAGCGGUGGUAGUGCCCUACAGCAGGGCGGUAUCAGCCAACUUAAAACCGACCAAGAAUUCUUCAAACACCACAGUACUGCAGACAGCAGUUCGUAUAAAAAGCGGGGGCAAUUAUAGAAACGCCCAAUUGGCCAGAGAGAAUUGUUUCGUGGUGCGAAACUCGGCAAAAACGAAUUGACUUGAAAAUGGUAAUCGGUCGCAUCAUCGCAGUUCGACUAUCCAUAGUUGCAUAGAUUCACCCUCCGGAGCCACUCAGCAUCGAUUCAUGUCAUUUUUAGUCUGUUUUUCUGCUGGUUCUCAAACCGAGAUUUUAACGCUAAAACUGGUAUAAUUAUUAAGUCUAAUGCAUGGAUGAUUGCUGUCGGCAGCGGUUUUUUUUAGGUCGACCAAAUUGAUUUUCUGAGCCCUCCCAAAUCACUAUAAAUACCAUAUUUAUUUUGUUGAAAUUUUCGGAAAGUUUUGACCAAAAACGCGUUUUUUUCCAAAAAUGGAUAUCUCAAAAUAGUACAAAGUGGGGACCCUUUGAGUCGGCAGGGUAUCGAAUCCCUGAGGGGGGGGGGGGGCAUCUGCCUCUCCCCUCUAAAUCCGCUGCUACAUCUCUGUGUAAUUUUGUCCAAAAAAAAAACGAAAUUUAGAAGUUCAUCGACGAAUUGUUUGAAAAUCAUUCAAUUCAAACAAUUUCAUGUAAAUGCUUUUCCCUUUUUUAUGAUUUUUUAUUUUAAUCUUAGAGUCCUUGUUAACAAUCACAAAUCUAUUUCUAAAACUGACUUAAAUUUUAUGAAGUGUUUUCCAGCCAUCACAUUUUAUCCCUGCUCAGAUUUUUAACUUAGAUCAAUUUUGUUUUGA
This is a messenger RNA of Symsagittifera roscoffensis, 3139 nucleotides long. RefSeq names its product tubulin polyglutamylase ttll6-like. Gene Ontology annotation, biological process: protein polyglutamylation; microtubule cytoskeleton organization. Lineage: Eukaryota; Metazoa; Xenacoelomorpha; Acoela; Convolutidae. The record is from RefSeq and is a predicted model, not a curated record. Gene Ontology annotation, cellular component: cilium. Gene Ontology annotation, molecular function: tubulin-glutamic acid ligase activity; tubulin binding.